AUGCCUGCCACGGCCACGUCUGCCACGGCCUGGUUGAUAGCUGAUUGUUGCGACGACUUGCUCCUUGUCCGCUACCAAGAACCACCAAAAAAAGUCAAAAUGGGCAUCGACAUCCGCCGCCACCACGUCAAGAAGGGCGCUCGCCAGGCCCCCAAGUCCGAGGACCCGUACCUCCUCCUCCUCGUCAAGCUUUACCGCUUCCUUGCCCGCCGCACUGAGUCGCGCUUCAACAAGGUCGUCCUUAAGCGUCUCUUUAUGAGCAAGAUCAACCGCCCCCCCAUCUCGCUCUCGCGCAUCGUCAAGGAGACCAAGGGCUCGAACCCCGACAACUCCAAGACUGUCGUCCUCGUCGGCCGUGUCCUCGACGACGAGCGCAUGCCCACCCUCCCCAAGCUCUCGGUCGCCGCCCUCGGCUUCUCUGCCUCGGCCAAGGCCCGCAUCGUCGCUGCCGGCGGUGAGGCUCUUACCCUCGACCAGCUCGCCCUCCGUGCCCCCACCGGCUCGAACACUGUCCUCCUCCGCGGCAAGCGCAACGUCCGUGAGGCCGUUGCCCACUUCGGCGGCCCCCUCAAGGGCGCCAAGCCCUACGUUCAGUCCAAGGGCCGCAAGUUCGAGAAGGCCCGUGGUCGCCGUGCUUCGCGUGGCUUCAAGAUCAAGUCGAGCCACAAGUAA
This is a messenger RNA of Cutaneotrichosporon cavernicola, 672 nucleotides long. RefSeq lists its product as uncharacterized. The transcript has 4 exons. Gene Ontology annotation, biological process: translation. Gene Ontology annotation, cellular component: cytosolic large ribosomal subunit; ribosome. NCBI's taxonomy places the organism in Eukaryota, Fungi, Basidiomycota, Tremellomycetes, Trichosporonales, Trichosporonaceae. The record is from RefSeq and is a predicted model, not a curated record. Gene Ontology annotation, molecular function: RNA binding; structural constituent of ribosome. Bases 1 to 672 code for a protein of 223 amino acids.